AUGAAAGACGAUUGGAUAUCCACUGCUUUAUCCGAUGAUACAGUUGUGGCUGACCUUCUUUUCCGACUUAAACACCACCACCCAGCCACGGCGGCGCAGGCCACUUCGACGGCGGCGAAGGGUUUGAAUCUGAUAUUGAGUGGUUGGGGUAGCCAUAAGCCGAGGUCUAAGCCGUCAUCAAAUACAUCAGUUAAGAAAGCGUAUAUUACUACUACCAAUACUACAAGGUGUAGCCCUACAACGCCGCUUUCGUGGAGUGGCGGUACUGCUUCACCUAGCGAUGGUGCCUCCGAUCUAUCUUCCGCUUUCAGAUCCAAGGGCACUUUCACUCAUGAAACAAGUAACAUUAGCAGCAGCAGUAGCAAAAGAUCAAAAAACAAGAGGCAGACAUUCACUGAACUUAAGGAGAAAGAGAACUUGCUACUAAAUGAGAGGGUACAUCUGAAGAGGGAACUAGCGUCGACUCAUGUGAACCUCAAUGAGCAAAGAGCUAGGAGUGAUAACUUGAAGAGAAUCAAGAUUGAUUUGAAUCUACAAUCCUCAAAUGACAUGGCUGCAGCAGAAUCAGUGUCCAAUCGAUGCUCCAACUUGCUUGAACCAUCAAGAACCGACCGUGCUGAUUCAGUUUUGUCAAGACAUACCAUGGAUGAUGACUUGGCCUCUAGUGAGAAUCAGAAUAGAGGCUUUUUUCUACCUGAUCUAAAUGUGAUGCCCUCAGAGGAUGAAAUUGGCACACUAUGGAAUUAGGCGUGUCAGAAGGAGAAUCAACAACUCAUGUUGUUGACCUUCGUAGCUGUGAUAAUCGGGUAUCAGCUUCUUGCUUGAGCCGAGGAGCUGUUUGUAAAUUACAAGAAGAGAUCGAGACGAAGUGUCAGAUGCAAUGACUCUCCGUUUUUCAGGCUGAGACGAAGUCUCAGUUGCACUGGACCAUGGGAAAACAGCGGGUGUUAUAAAGCCGCAUGACCGAGUUGUUCUUUUCCAGAAAGUUGGUGGUGAAGAUUAUUGAGCUUGAGAAUUAGGUUUAUACAUCUUUGUAUGUUUCACUUGGCUGGACAACAUCAGAGCAUUCUCAGGUUAACAGAAUACAUGAAAAUUGUUUUAUGGAGCUAUAAAAAAACCAGGUUGAGCUCUGGCUAUAAUAAUUGCUCGUGUAACAGGACUAAUCAACUGUAAGUAACGCUUACCAGUUUGGAUUAUAACAACAUUAUCUUUUUAAGGCGA
Lycium ferocissimum is the source of this 1221-nucleotide messenger RNA. RefSeq lists its product as uncharacterized. The record is from RefSeq and is a predicted model, not a curated record. Lineage: Eukaryota; Viridiplantae; Streptophyta; Magnoliopsida; Solanales; Solanaceae. Bases 1 to 747 code for a protein of 248 amino acids. The transcript is spliced from 5 exons.